Messenger RNA from Sclerotinia borealis F-4128, 549 nucleotides. Lineage: Eukaryota; Fungi; Ascomycota; Leotiomycetes; Helotiales; Sclerotiniaceae. The record is from the annotation of a GenBank genome assembly.
AUGGACGAUGUCAUAUACAACAAAAACGACGAUACGAACAUCGCCGUCGUCAUUAACGCAACCCUCAUCGACACCUACAACGGGGAGAAAAUCACAGUCCACCAAGGACAAACCUGGGCCUACAAAUUCGAAGUACCCCACUGGCCCAUAGGAUCAAAAGUCUUCCUCGGACGCGGCGAAGCCGAACUUCAAAUCGGAAUGGGAUACAUGCUGCACGGACACCUAUCCAUCGACGAAGGCAAAAAUUGGACACGAACAGCAUUCGAAGUUGAUGAUGCGGUAGAACUAUGCAGCGCUGCUAGAGCCGAAGAUCGCGUUCCGGAAUUUCGUCUCUCGGGUUUGGUGCUGGAAGCUAAGAAUGGUUGGAUCACGCUGGGUUGGGAACGAUAUGAUGACGAUGUGAGAAAUUUUGCUUGGGUUUAUGUGAAGGUGCAUUGGGCGGCUGCGGCGGAGGAUAUGUUGUUUCAGCAGUAUUAUGUGGAGGGUCAUAUGAAUGGGUAUGAUCGUAUGAAGGAUUGGGUUGCGACUAUUGUUACUGUUGCUCCUUGA